CAAUGUCAAAUUUCUAAUGUCAAGAUUGUCGAGCAAUGCUGCAGCUCGUGUAAAGUUAUUUUUAAUAUUUAUAAAAUCCUUCUACUGGUGAUCUAUGCUUUAAAACAGUUAACAUCCUCAAAAUGUAUAGUGUUUGCUCGCAUUUGUACAAGAUUCCUGCUGAACUCGCUGCUAUACGGAGAAUAACAUCUAUUAGUGCACCAAGACUUCUUGCAGUAAAAGCCAAAACAUCAGUCGAUUUCCAAAACAAAAGCUAUACCUCUUCUACAAACUAUGCUGGUAAUGAUCAGAGGCGGUAUUCAUACAAAUAUUUGUACGUUUCUCUCUUAUUUGGAGCUGCAGGCUAUGCAUCAUACAAGUUUUGGGUGAAAAAUCAGUUGUUGCCAUCUGUAAAUGCUGCUGAAGAAAUUUCAGAGUCUGAUUCUGAAAGUGAAGUGGACACUAAAAAGAAAAGAUACCGAAAAGAAAAGGUUGGAUUCAGGGACAGAAAGAUAAUUGAAUAUGAAAACCGUAUGAGGUCAUAUUCCACCCCUGACAAAAUAUUUAGAUAUUUUGCUACAGUUAAACUGACAUUUGGUGAAAACACAGAGAUUUAUAUGACUCCUGAUGAUUUUUUACGAGCUAUCACUCCUGGCAUGAAACAGCCUGAUGGUUUGGGGUUGGACCAAUACAGAAGAUAUGAUCCAAAGAGGGAGCAGAUACUCUUCAAGAAGAAUAAAGAAAGUUUACAAAAAAGUAUAAGUCAACGACUCAACUUGGACCUCGAUGAAGACUCAAUUUUCUAUAAGCUCGGCUCCUCGGGACUCAUUACCUUUAGUGACUACAUAUUCCUUCUGACAGUUUUAUCAACAUCCCGUCGCCAUUUUGAGAUAGCGUUCCGUAUGUUUGACCUGAACGGAGAUGGCGACGUGGACUGUGAGGAGUUUGAGAAGGUCGCAGCCCUUAUUCGACAGCAAAGCAGCAUUGGAUCCCGGCAUCGAGACCACGCAAAUACUGGCAAUACCUUUAAGGGUAUCAACUCAGCGUUGACAACUUACUUCUUUGGCCCGAAUUUGAACCAGAAACUAACAAUCGAGAAGUUCUUGGACUUCCAGCAGCAACUUCAAAGGGAAAUAUUGUCACUUGAGUUCCAACGAAAACAACCAGACGAAAAUGGUCGUAUUACCGAAGCCGAUUUUGCUGAACUGUUGCUGGCCUAUGCUGGUUACCCCGCCAAGAAAAAGGCCAGGAUGCUUAAGCGUGUUAAGAAAACUUUCCGCGACCACGGCGUGGGCAUAACAAAGGACGACUACCUGAAAUUCUUCCACUUUCUGAACAACAUCAAUGACGUGGACACGGCGCUGACGUUCUACCACAUCGCGGGCGCUUCCAUCGACCAGCCCACUCUGCGACACGUCGCCAGGACCGUGGCUCACGUCGACCUCGAUCCGCACGUUAUUAACGUCGUCUUCACUAUUUUUGAUGAGAAUAUGGACGGCCAGCUCAGCAACCGUGAAUUCGUAGCAGUCAUGAAGAACAGACUCCUGCGUGGUCUAGAAAAACCCAAAGACACAGGAUUCGUCAAACUUAUGUAUUCGCUAAUCAAAUGUGCGAGGGAUACUAAACCGGCUAUCUUAGAUUUCUAAAUGUAUGGUAACGCUUUUUAUCUUUUUUUUUUAAUAUCUGUAUUCAAUCUCGUUUUAAGGUCUGGGUAUAUCAGUAAAGAAAAUCUUCAACAAUUUGAUAGAUCGCUCAUUGGUCCGGUAAAUAUGCUGACUAAAAUACCAACGCUACCAAUGCAGACUGUAGUCCAGUUUACAUCAAUAAAAUCUGCAACAGAACUAAAAAAAUCUUAUUCCAGCUCAAUUAAAUCUAACAUCUUAACACAGAAGCUGAACAUAAAGCACCCUAGACGCUAUAUAAAACAAUACCCACCGGGUUUUCCAAUAGCAUUUACAAAUACCACACUACUGUAUUUAAAUAAACAUCUUACAUUUCUACUGAAAUCAAAUACAACCAACUUUUGUAUGUGUAUACAGGUCUGUUGGUAAUGAAGUAAUUUACAAUCGGGUGAACGUCCCUUUGAUCGGACGACCUAUAAAGUCUUGCCAUCGUACACACGACUCUUUAUGAUGAUACCUUAUUGAACGUGUAAACGAAAACCGAAUCAUUGCAAACGAAAUGCCAGACAUAUUUAUAAAUAAAUUAAUAUUACAAUUCAGUCUACAAAUGUUCUACUAUGCAAAAACCUCUACGAAUAUUGCAAAAAAUAUCUAUUAUUAUUUAUUUAUGAAUAUUUAAGUAUAUAUUUUAUCUAUAUGGCAAUUAUAAUUGUUGGAAUUCAGGCCUAAGAAUGAUAAACGUUUCGUAAUGUACUGAGCAAUGGCGGAACAAUUCCUUCAUUACAUUACUGAAGGAGUAAACUUCAGGUCUCGUAAACAUUUUGUCUGUUUUGCUCGAA
Molecule: messenger RNA, 2440 nt
Organism: Trichoplusia ni (cabbage looper)
Lineage: Eukaryota; Metazoa; Arthropoda; Insecta; Lepidoptera; Noctuidae
Gene: MICU1
Product: calcium uptake protein 1 homolog, mitochondrial-like
Exons: 11
Coding region: 123-1625 (500 amino acids)
Biological process (GO): mitochondrial calcium ion homeostasis; calcium import into the mitochondrion
Cellular component (GO): uniplex complex
Molecular function (GO): calcium ion binding
Source: RefSeq, a predicted model, not a curated record